Messenger RNA from Beauveria bassiana ARSEF 2860, 5253 nucleotides. Its product is annotated as TFIIIC transcription initiation factor complex subunits Tfc3, putative. The record is from RefSeq and is a predicted model, not a curated record. The transcript is spliced from 2 exons. The coding region runs from base 1 to 5253 and encodes 1750 amino acids. Gene Ontology annotation, molecular function: DNA binding. Gene Ontology annotation, biological process: transcription initiation at RNA polymerase III promoter; 5S class rRNA transcription by RNA polymerase III. Gene Ontology annotation, cellular component: transcription factor TFIIIC complex. Lineage: Eukaryota; Fungi; Ascomycota; Sordariomycetes; Hypocreales; Cordycipitaceae.
AUGGUGACAAAUCUUGAGGGGCUGCUUGAGCGCAUAGUGCUUCUUGCGUCUUGCGCCGGUGAACAAGGAUGUACUGUAACGGAACUCCUCUCGUCAAUUCUCGUCUUGCUUUCGUUAAGCGAGGGAGAACCCUCUCAAGAUGAUGUCUUGCAGAUUUUGGAAAAUCCACAGUCGGAAGCUUAUCGCACCACCGCAGUCAUCUGGAAAUGGGUGGUAGAUAGAAAUGACGUAUCAGUUGGGAAUCUUCGGAAAUAUAAUGGCGUUCCUCUAGGUGAGAUACUCUCCUUGGAGCGCGAAUCGCCUGCCGCGGAGCACACGUCAAAAGCGCCGCCUCCAGAUACAAGCCCGCAGGAUAAAGGUGCGAUACGAAUAUUUGUGUCAGAAGACACCAUGUGGGAAUCAUUGGCUGGGCAUGGAGUUGAUCAUAAGCGCAUUCCUCGAUCAGAAUGGAUUCUGCUACAAGGUAUUGCCUCCACAAAAACCAAAGGAAUUCUGCAAGGAGAUCUGGGUAGGCUUGUCGGUCAAGAUAAACGAUCGGUACCAAAGAGAACCAGCUGCUUAGUAGAGAAGGGCUACAUCACGAAGCGGACUACCCUUGUUCGCGGUACCAAAACAAGCAAGCUCUGGCUCAGGUUCCUCGCGCCCUCCAUAUCAGACGAGUCGAACGAAAGAAGAGAAGCCGAGAUGGAUAUCACUCUUUCAAGGCAAUGCUUAGUCGAAAGCUUGGAGCCUGUGCCAUGGCAUACGAGGUGGACGGGUGACUCUAUCGAUUACAAAGUACUUGCCACUACGAUCAUGGCAAUCUGCAAAGAGUGGAAUGUCAUGCGCCUUCAAGAUCUAAAGUCGAAGCUUGGGGUCUUGGGGAUGGCAUGGCAGAUGAAAGUUAUCUCCAAGAUAUGCAGAUUUCUCAAUGCUCGCGGCACUAUUCAAUACGUCGCCGCAAAGCUCAACAAUCGCAUAUUCAAAGACUGUAUUCGUUUCAAUAGAGAAAUGAAUGCAAGGGAUUGGUCCAUUUUCUUAGCCACUGGUAAAAGGACAACAAAAUCAUGGAAGAACGCUACACAAGAGCUCGGCGAAGAUGACAGCAGCAUGCUUGGUAUGCUGAAAAGCGCCCAAGGGCUUGGAGAAGCACACUGCCCCUCCUGGUGCAUUUACAUCCCAAUAACUUCUCUUGUUGCACUGUGCAUUCAAGAAUCAGGGUCUAACGGGCUGACGAAUCCGCAAUUAUGCGCAAUGACUAUUGGACCCAGCUUCACGCGCUACCUGGCUGGCUUGACAGCUUCGAUAUCGACUGACAACAUUCAGCCAAGCAACACAAAGCAUCUUACUGUGAAGAGUGAGCGCGGCCGGCCUGGAAAGUCUUCCUCACUCUAUUGGUACACUAUGCCGAACUCGGAGAUACAUCAAGACAGCACUCUUUCACAGAGAGCCUCUCAAUCACCCCUGAAGCUCAAGAAACAGCACCGCGCCUCCUCCGAGCCCUACAACUUCGAGCCUCUGGACCUUCAAGAUGGCAACACCGUUCAAGUAUCAACACUGUCAGACCUGUGCCAGCGAGGUCUCUCCCAACAGAAGAGACGAGGUCGCCCGAAGAAGCUGAACUCGGAACAAAGUAAUGGCCCCCGCAAUCUGGAAUCGACAUUGGUACACACUUCAGCAAAAAGAGUAACUCGUGGAGCCGCUGCUGAAUCCGUAGUUGUUGAGGGUCAAGGAGACGCCGGCUUGAUUGUCGAGGAAGCCGAAUCAGAAACCCACGAGGAGAGUAUUAAGGUUGACAGCCCGGAUGAAGUGGCGGACAAUGAGGCCCCGGAACCAAAAGCACGCGUUCGUGGUCGUCCGAAAACCCGCGAUGGCAGCCAAGCCAGCAAAAAAUCAACCAAAGCAAAGGCCCAAGCACCUGGCAAUCGUCAAUUUCGAUGCGAAAAAUGUGAUGGGACUUGGAAGAAUGAUGUGGGCUUGAAGUAUCAUCUCGAAAAGUCGCAAACCCCCUGCAAUCCCUCCUUCAAGCCUCAGCUCAUGCCCGCCCCCAAGAAACCCAGUUUGGCUACCGGCAGGCGUCGAGUACCGCCUGCGCGAAAGCUUCCUACCGAGGCAAAUAGUGUUUAUCCAAGUAACCUAUCCACCACCAGCAAGGGAGUGCGCAAUGAGGCUAUCAACGAAGACACCAUGCACGAAAGAAGAGAGUAUUCGGGUCUUGCUACUCCACCAGCCAAAAAGAAGCAUCUUCGGAGUCCUGAGCCUGCGGAUGUCAAUGAAGAUGUCUCAAUUUUGUCGGGGCAAGCAGAGCUCUUGACGGUCCUCUCCACCCUCCCACCGCGGCAAGUUGACCCUUUCGCGAAACACUCGGCACGGCAACUUGUUGGGCACCGCAGUACUGAGGGCAUAACUGAAGAUCUUGGAGCUUCAGGGAAUUUACCGCAUUUGCAAAAGACCAUCUUGGAGGUGCCCGAGGCUCGCCCUUCUGCUCUCACCUUGGCCCCGCAAGACACUACUUUCCCGGCUGAGAGCAUCAAAGAAGCCUUAGAGAAACCACGCAUAAAGAAUCCCCUUCGUCAUAAAUUGAUGAAUAUCAUUCUUGGACUACUGAACCAGUACAGUGGGGCACUUCCAGCCGGACAAUCACUAGAGAUUCUCGUCUCUGAACAUUGGAAGUUGCAGCAGUGCGAGGGAGACAUCCCCAGCGGUGCAAAGAUCAAAUCGGUCAUGCUACAGAUGAUCCGAGAGAAGAAGAUAUUCGACCAGUGGCACGCGUUUAGAGCACCGGAUGGCCGAAUAGGAAAAUGCCAAAUCAUCACUAUCCCAUCAGUCAUGGCAUUCGCCCCAGAGACCAGGGCCCUCGUUGAGGCGAUUCGGCAGCUUUAUCCGGCAAAUAUUCUCCCACAUCAAAUGCCAGGAGUUCCUUGCGAUGCUAAUGAAGCAGAGAACGUCGAAGAGGAAGAGGAAGACAGCACUAUGGCGAAAUCCUUUCGACAAGACAGCAAGGUUGGUGGGCGGGGUAGGAGGUCACUGGCUGCUGGUGUUGCCACGUUGAGCGCCCCGGUAUAUGCGGCCCAAGUAAUGGCGAAACGGGCCGCGGAUACUGGCGAUAUUCCAAGCCCUCCCGGAAAAAAGAGGCGCGUGGCCGAGAAGGCAAGCCAUGCUGUGGAUGAAUACCAGGGUCAGCAUUUCUGGCCCGUUACUGAUGUUUUGCCUCCUGCACAUGACAUCCAACAGGUCUCUCUAUCCGCAUGUGCUGGGAUCACCUUGGAUAUUUUCUUCAAUGACAUCGACGAAAAUAGUCAUGGCCUUAUUGGAAACCAAGCGCCGCUGUGGGCUCGCGAUAGCGUGACGCGUCCUUUCGAGCGUUUGGCCAGAGCGAUGCAACAAAAUGGUUGGAUUGCAGGCUCUGGAUGGUUUUCCUGGACAUCACAUUAUCGCGUGCCAUAUCAGACCCUCUCUACUGCUCACGAAGAUCGCUCACAAUUUGAUUAUUUCGUGGAGAAACUCAGAAUGUGUCUGACUAUCGAGAUGGAGAAUGAGUACAUCGAGCAGUUGCCCACGCAAAAGCACAAUAUUUUCAUCAACUUCCUAGGUGGUGACGCUGGAAACCAUGUACGGGUGCAUAAAAUACAAUGGCAUAAGUCGGACAAGCAACAGAGCACAGAGCCCGAAGUUGUUGUCAUCAAAGCCGAUGAGGAUGAAUUGGUUUCCUCCUCUGUAUCGGCGGAUGAGGAACCUGAGCCACCAUCUGCUGCCGCACAUGAUCAAUCUGGCUUAAUCUCUGCUAGUACUCCUCAAAUGGCGCCGCCCGUCACAAAACGCGCGGCACUGACUUCGCGAAACCUGACUGCUCUCACUCUUGAUACGGAGGAGCGGGGAAUGACUGCAGAACUACAGACGGGUCCCGACAGCGAUGAACUUUUGGCGGCGUUUGUGGCCAUUCGCAGCCUACUUGGUGGUAUAGACAAAGUCAUCGAUUGGGGUCUGUUGGCUCGCUUAUUCCCAACCGUUGGACUGCCAGCGCUGCGACGCUUUUGGGCCAGAAUUCGCAAAGAGAAGGCUUCUACUAUUUUGAAGGCAACGCAAGAUUUCCAAGACCGUUUCAUCGCCGCUGUUGAAGCCGAUGAGAUAGCCAUGCCCGAUUAUGAGAGACCAUUGGAAUAUGACUGGAAGGGCCUUAUACAGUGGACUAUGCGGCAACCCGACCAGGAGCAGCUGUAUCUUCCUAGCUCAAGGGAAAGAUUUCAGCACGAAUUCAAACUUGAAGAUGGUAGCAAAAACACGGAAGAUUGGAAGGAGAAGUUUUACCAUCCUCAGUCAUCGAUGUACUCUCGUUUCGAGACUGCUUCGCUUCAGCCCGGGUCGCUGACAGCCACAGAGGUCAAACUGUCUAAACUGCAGCCUGUACCCGACACCAUUGAUAUUGCUCGAUCCUGGAUCCGCUCGCUAUGCUGUACUAGCGAAACUGACUACACCCCGCAAGAUGUCAAACAGAGAUUCUCAAUGCUUUCGAAAGAUACGCCGCAGCGAAACACGCUGGUUCUCAAGACAGCCAUUGACCAGCUCACCAAAGAGAGAGUCAUUUGCAAAAGCAAACGAGCGCCGUUCGGCGGACGGCCGUACAGGCUCAAUGAAGCGUACACUUCUGUUCUGGCAAAGGUCGCACACAGACAAAAGUACCUCGAUGCAGUGUCUUUCAAAAAGGGUCUCGACCAGGCUUUCCGAAGCAGCAGUGCUAUGAAAGUGCCCUAUACGCUGUCUGACGGUGCGAUGAUGGCACUGACGAAUUUAAUCGCCCAUGAACGAAUACGAGUCAGAGUAACAAACGUCCCAAACAUACCCUUUGGUUUUGAACCGGGCAAUUACGAAAGUCGCAAGUAUCCGAAAUCGUACUACCACAUGGAUCUGGAAGUUCAGCCAACCCCAUCCUAUCUGUUCAACGGUGACGUUGGUAUACUUGAAGCUGUCCAAGGUGUUGGUCCGCCGCGAGAAGGCCGCACAAGGGAGAUACCACAGUGGAUUGACUUUUUCGGCAAGCUUGAUGAGCAGAGAUGGGCAGAUAUCUUGGGUGCCGUCUGUUUUGCGUUUAAUACAAGAGGCAUCACGUCUGUCACGGGCAUAUGCGAUGCUGUCGCACCGAUACUCGAGGUGUUCGAGGCGGAACUCAUUAUUUCUUGGGGCCUCAAGACGGGACUUUUCACCAGAGCGACGCAGCAUUCCGGCAUUACGCUUGAGGAAUGGUGGUGGUUGGUUGUGGUGCAUCGGUGGAGUUAG